UAACUGUACCUCCACACAAAUUAGCGCGCUCUCACGUGAUUUACCCUGCCAAAUCUAGACACAGCCAGAGAGCUUUAUAUCAACCAGCGCUCCGUAUCCCUUGACCCCGAGAGAUGAGAUAUACAGUACCCUCCUAGGUACUAGGCGGUAACCAUACAACGGACAGCUGUGAUAGAGCAACUGUCCCUAUUUUUUAAGAAUGGUUGACGAUGGAUCGAAGCGCGAGGGACAGCCGCCGUCCUCCUCUCCUCAAGCUGCCCUCCCACCACUAGACUUCAUGGACGUUGUGUCUCCAGCUUUGCAAGUUGGCAGUUUAACCGGCGUAUCCGGCCUCCUCUUCGGCGCCGUCAGCGGCGUCCUGCGCUCAACAACACCCACCCUAUUCGCCAUAGCAUCAGGCCUCCAAUGGUUCACCCUAGGCUCAACAUUCUGGGCAACACGAACACUACUCCUCCACGAACUCCGUGCCGAAACCGGGGAAUCCGCACGCAAAAUCUCCGCCAGCGCCAUAGCCGGCGGCGUCAGCGGCGGGAUUGGCGGGCUCUUGCGAAGCAGAAAGAACGUCCUCCCCGGCUCCCUAAUUUUCGCCACCUUCGGCGCCCUCGGGCAGGCGGCAUAUAACUACGCCGACGCGCGCGAGGGGCGGAAAGUCGGCGAUGGGGGUAAGGAGGAGGGAAAGGGAGGGUGGUUGAAUUCGAGGUGGAGUCCUGUGAAGGCGUUGUCGGAUGAGGAGUAUGAACGGAUAUUGGAGGAGAGGUUGUUGAGGCUUGAUGCGGAGAUUGCGUUGGUGGAUGAGAGUAUUGAGGCUGUUAAGAGGGGGGCUGCUGAUGCGAAGACGGCGGCUGUGAGUGCGAAGGUAGAGAUAGAAGGGAAGAAGUAAGCGGAUGAUGUGUCUGUGAGGGGGGGGGGGUAUGAUAUUACUAGAUGGAAAGGGGCGCGAAGGAGAUUGUAUCAUAGUACAGAGUUGUAUCAUAGUAGAUCAUAGUAGACAGACAAAAAAAACCAUCAU
This is a messenger RNA of Pseudogymnoascus verrucosus, 1009 nucleotides long. RefSeq lists its product as uncharacterized. The transcript has 4 exons. Lineage: Eukaryota; Fungi; Ascomycota; Leotiomycetes; Thelebolales; Thelebolaceae. The record is from RefSeq and is a predicted model, not a curated record. Bases 200 to 880 code for a protein of 226 amino acids.